GUUCAGUAUUAUCCAAAGGCAGGGUUCGUCCCGUGGACCUUGAUUGCCGAUGACUUCAAUUCCUGUCAUUAAUGGGCUGUGCCGAUCCCAGUACAGUGUGGCUUGGGCGUCCAUACCAUUGAUAUGCGGUCAACUAUACUCCCCAAGCAUGAACUAUUAUCCUACAAGCGGUUUCAAAAAAGCUAAUCUUAACAUGACCCAAGUGGAACAUCUUCCCUUUUUUGCGCUUAGAGCUUCGGGCACGCUCUACUCACCGAACGCUGAUUGGUUGCGUCUUGCUCGCUUCUUGCUUUCUCACGUUCACGUUCUCCUUCUGGCCUUGAUUUCAUAUACCACACUUAUGUUGCUCUUAUUCCAGCCAAUCCGAAAAUAUUGCAAUUGUCAUGACAUCUUCCCUCCACGCUUCCUCGAUGCCGCCACACGUACGAGCAUUCCGACUGUGCCCAUAAGUCCUGUCCUUGCGAACACAAUUUUCACUACACAUGUGACGCGGAUUGAUUGUGCACAUACACAAUUCCUGCACCAAAUAUGUACAGCACUCCAGCCCAUGCACGUGAGACACUGUCUGGCGGACCAGGCUCAUAAAUCAUCAAGCAAGGGUCAUACGGAUUCCCUUGCUGUCAUCAUCCUCAACCAGUCUAGGUCACUGGCAUUCCAACGCGCAUGCUAGAACUCGCCGUUGAUAUCGAAUUGGACUGAAUGCAUAUAUCAUAUCCUUCCUCAACUUUCCAUAAGCAGGCGGCGGAGGCCC
Messenger RNA from Cantharellus anzutake, 751 nucleotides. RefSeq lists its product as uncharacterized. The coding region runs from base 50 to 670 and encodes 206 amino acids. The transcript has 2 exons. NCBI's taxonomy places the organism in Eukaryota, Fungi, Basidiomycota, Agaricomycetes, Cantharellales, Hydnaceae. The record is from RefSeq and is a predicted model, not a curated record.